AUGGACACUCUAUCGCCGAUGGACAUCCUCCGGGACUCCACCCCCAUGGAUGUCCCCCAGCUCACCAUCUCGCCGGCAGACACCUCGCUUGAUGCGUCGUCGCCGGCCGAGAUCAAGGAAGAGACCACAGAUGAAAAGAAGCCUGUCAAGAAAAGAAAAUCAUGGGGCCAGGAACUUCCCACCCCAAAGACCAACCUCCCUCCCAGAAAACGAGCCAAAACCGAAGAUGAAAAAGAACAGCGCCGUAUUGAACGCGUUCUCAGAAACAGAGCCGCGGCACAAACCUCCCGCGAACGAAAACGUCUCGAAGUGGAAAAACUCGAAGGCGAAAAACAAAAAAUGGAACAGCAGAAUCAGUUCUUGUUGCAGCGACUCGCGCAGAUGGAGGCGGAAAACAACCGCCUGAAUCGCCAAGUCGCGCAGCUCUCCGCUGAAAUCCGUGGUUCCCGCGGCACAACUCCCAUGACCGUGAUUGAUACCGCCUCUCCCACACUAACUCCGACGCUCUUCAAACGCGAAGGGGAAGACUUUACCAUGGACAAAAUCCCUUUUCCCACCCCCUCCAUAUCCGACUACUCCCCAAGCCUCAAGCUGGAAGAUCUGGCUGAAUCCGCCGACCUGACACAACAUCCUGCAGCGGUGUUGUGCGACCUGCAGUGUCAGUCGAAGGAUUCGAAGGGUCUUCCAGCAAUCCCCUAUUCGUCGACUUGGAGCAGCCAACAGUGGCAGCAAAUGGCGCUACUACAGCUCCUCUUUCUGACGAUGACUUCCGCCGCCUAUUCAACAGUGAUUCUUCCUCUGAGUCAGAUUCUGAAUUGCAUGAAAGCGGGCUCCCCUUUGACCUUCUCGACGGAGGAGACGUAUCGGCAUUUGCCUUUGAUUCACUGGUUGAUUUCGACCCCGACCCUGUCGUCGGCCUCGAUGACCUCGUCGACUCAUCGAUCGGUCUUUCGGAUGAGAGUGCUCACUCGACUUCUAGCAUGCAGCCCAGCCUUGGCGCGUCCACUUCGAGAUGCGACGGGCAAAGCAUUGCAGCUAGCGGUUGAAGCGCUCCCAAAGACUGUUGAGAGAGUAGAGGGGCACGAGACGAUGAUGCGGUGGGAGUCGUUGUUGACCAUGGCCUGGGCGAUUGACUCGAUACAAUCUAACCGACUGAAGGUCAAGACCCCUCGUGCACGCAAAAUGAAACGAACCGGUAUGCGGAGUUUUGGAGUUAUGGGAAUGUAUCAGAAGCCUAGAGCUUAG
Messenger RNA from Talaromyces amestolkiae, 1245 nucleotides. RefSeq lists its product as uncharacterized. The transcript is spliced from 2 exons. NCBI's taxonomy places the organism in Eukaryota, Fungi, Ascomycota, Eurotiomycetes, Eurotiales, Trichocomaceae. Bases 1 to 1245 code for a protein of 414 amino acids. The record is from RefSeq and is a predicted model, not a curated record. Gene Ontology annotation, molecular function: DNA-binding transcription factor activity, RNA polymerase II-specific. Gene Ontology annotation, biological process: positive regulation of transcription by RNA polymerase II.